AUGGCGACCUCACAUGCUUUUCCUCCUGAAGAAAGUUUUCCCCAUCCAACACCAACAAAUUUUCAAACACAACAAAAUACAAAACAAGCUGUAAUUUAUAACAAGUCGGGUACAAAGUGUAUGAAUAUCGUGAAGGAACCUGGAAUGUCUCUGUCUCCGACAUCACCGUCCACAAGGGAACAGAAUGAUUCCUCUCCCUCUCAUAACCUUCAAAAUAAUAACGCUGAUAUUCAAGCUAAUGGUACACAUAAUAAUCAUAUAAAGACUCAUCAAGUAAAUUAUACCAGUGACGAUGGUGAAGAAGUAGUGGACGUUGAAUUAGAAGAUGAAGAUGAAUUCGAUUCUGAAGAUGGGUAUGAUCCGGAAGACCCCGAAAUACCUUUUCCACGAAAGGAUUCUAUCGCAAUUCUUGAUGAUAUUCACCACAACCAUCCUCAUCAUAAUCAUAGUCAUAAAUCCCGUAAAGACGGUAUCUGGAAUACCAAUAAUAACGAAGAGCGACAACGAAUAAGAGAAUUCUGGUUACAGUUAGGUGAAGAGGAAAGGAGAAGUUUAGUAAAAGUUGAAAAAGAAGCUGUGCUAAAAAAAAUGAAAGAACAACAAAAGCAUUCAUGUUCAUGUUCUGUAUGUGGCAAAAAGAGGACCGCUAUUGAAGAAGAGCUGGAAACCCUUUAUGAUGCUUACUAUGAAGAACUAGAAUCUUAUGCGAACCAACAACAGCAAUUCGGCCCCUCAAAUAUCGAGUAUCGAAAUGAUACUGCAGAGUUUGAUGACGAGGACGAUGAUGAGGAUUACGAUGAUGACGAUGAGGACGACGAUGAAGACUAUGAAGGCAGUGAGAAUGAUAGCGAUACACGGAGGGAAAUUUUUAAUUUUGGUAACAGUUUGACUGUAAAAGGAGGCAUUUUGACAGUAGCAGAUGAUCUUUUAAAAAACGACGGUAAAAAGUUCCUUGAAAUGAUGGAACGACUUGCUGAACGAAGGAUGCAACGGGAGGAGGAAGCAGCAAUGGAACAACAUGAGCAACGUAUGGAAGAAGGCCGACGAAUGUUCCAGAUAUUUGCGGCACGAAUGUUUGAACAGCGGGUGUUAAAUGCAUAUCGAGAGAAAGUUGCUCAAGAACGGCAACAAAAGUUAUUAGAGGAAUUAGAGGAAGAAAAUCGACUAAAAGAAGAACGUGAGCUAAAAAAGCUAAAAGAGAAGGAGAAAAAGAAGGCUAAAAACAGGGCAUUGAAACUACAAAAAGAGGAAGAACGUGCAAGAAAAGAGGCCGAAAGACUAGCUGAAGAGAAAGCUUUACGUGCAGAACGUGAAAGAAAAUUAGAGGAAGAACGUAAAAAACGUGAGGAAGAACGCCUAAAAAAAGAGGCAGAAAGGAGGGCAAGGGAAGAAGAACGACAAAGGAAAGAAGAGGAGAAAAGGCGAAAAGCAAAAGAAGAUAAAGAGAGAGAAGAGCGCAGGAAAAAAGAACAGGAAGCUAAAGAGCGUAAGGAAAGAGAAAGAGAAGAAAAAGAACGUAAGGAGCGAGAAGAAAAGUUUCGAAAAGAAAAAGAAGAACGUAGACAGCGUGAAGAACGAGAGCGCAAACAACGUGAAUUAAAAGAGAAAGAACGCAAAGAAAAAGAGGAACAAGAACGCAAAGAUCGUGAAAAAAAAGAGCGUGAAGCAAAGGAACGAGAGCGGAAAGAGAAGGAGGAACAGGAACGCAAAGAUCGUGAAGAAAAAGACCGAAAAGAGAGAGAAGAAAAACAAAGAGCUGCUAGUGUUCCUCCAGUAAGGCAGCAGCAGCAUCAUGAACGAAAGCGGACAAUUCCACCAAUUGGUCAACCUUCUGCCCAGACACCGCCACCACCACCAAUAAAUUCAACGGUAGUACAUAAUAAAUCUAGUUCAAUGCCAAAUGGAAUGAAUUGGAUGAAUUAUUCAUCACAUGAACAUCAUCCACCUCUACCCCCACAACAUCCUAUAAACCCACAGCAUGUUAUAAAUUCUCAUCUACCACCUCAUCCACUACCAAACACACCACAUCCAUUAUUUAGUCCUGGCGGGCCACAAUCACAAUUUGGAGGACAACCCGUUGGAAUAAUGAAUGGCCCCACAGGGAUGACAAAUGAAGUUGUUAAUGACGUUUUUACGAACAAUAAGAAAGUAAUAAACCCACCAUCACAAGGAACGAACACUUUACAGGGAAUAAAUCCUACAUCAUCCUUAUUUGCAGGGUUGGGCCCAAUUGGUAUGGGCGUUCAUCCACAUCAUGGAGGACCUCCAGUACCAAUGCACGCUCAUCAUCAAGUAAUGAGACAAAUACCACCUCCUAGAGGUUUUAAUCCGAUUGCACCAACACCACAUUUGGCCGGUCCUUCGGGAGUACCGCCAUCUGUGGCUUCUACAAAUUUAUCGUUGCUUAAUGAAAAUACUGUAAUGAGCGGAAAUGGGAACAUUGGCACGGGAGUAUCAGGAAAUCCACCAACUGGUGCAUUUGGUGGGUUACCUAUAGGUGGAGUGCAGGGUUCAUUAGGACCACAGACAUUUAAUUUAGGGACGCAAGUCAUUAGCCAACCACCAGUAUCUCACAUGGGAUCUAAUGUUUCUCAAAGCACACCAUUAGCUCCUAUCGGGCAUCGUCGUAUGUCUCAGCAUCCAGAAGAUUCACAUGUAAAGGCCAUACAUAGACCUCAACCGAUACAACGUCCAAGAAGAAAUUCCGGUACAGGACAAUCGCUGGAUGCACAUACGAAUACAAGAUCUCCGCCACCUGGUUUUGGUAAUAUGGUUGGAUCUAGUGCUUUGCUUGGCGAAGACCAACCUCAUCCAAUGCAAUGCCCGGAGUUAUUUAAGAAGUCAAAUCCUCCGCAAUCAUCACCGAAUCAACAACAGCAACAACACGGGACAAAUCGUUUAUCACACCGAUCUGUUGCAAGUGAGAAUGAAUGGCCUCCAAUACGUGGAAGACAAAAUGUAACAGAUAAUCUCAUAGGAGAAUCAUUAUCAAUGAAUGGUGGUAAUAAUGUUGGUAAUAAUAAUAUAGGAUCAAACGACAUAUGGGGAUCAAAUUAUGUUGGUGGACAGUCAUUGUGGUAUUCGGAAGGUAAUAACCCUGCAAAUCGUAGGGCAGUGGGUUCAAGAGACUUUAGUAUACCAUAA
This is a messenger RNA of Funneliformis geosporum, 3144 nucleotides long. The record is from the annotation of a GenBank genome assembly. NCBI's taxonomy places the organism in Eukaryota, Fungi, Glomeromycota, Glomeromycetes, Glomerales, Glomeraceae.